AUGAAGUCCAAGCUAAUCUUCUGUGUGCUAUUCGGAAUAUUUCUAAUUUCAACAUUCGAUCAAAAUGAUGCGUUAGUUUUCAAGUUUACGAACUUUGUCUGCGAGAGUUACAAUAAAUCCUGGUUCGUUUUCCAAAACUGUCGUCUGAAGGCCGUCAGUCGAAACAAAGUGACUUUCAAUAUGAAUGGGACGAUAUUACAUCCGGUCAACAAUGCCUCAGCAUAUGGAAAGAUGUUUAAAAGGGCAAAUGGCUAUAAGCUAUGGCUUUAUGAGGUCAAAGUUGACAUCUGUCAGUAUUUUCGAAAGCCAAAUAAUCCCCUUGUAGCAAUCAUUUAUGCGCUCUUCAAACAGUAUACCAAUUUAAAUCACACAUGCCCCUAUAUAGGUCCACAGAUUAUUAAGGAUUUCUAUCUAAGACCUGACCUGCUGCAUGUGCCCUUGCCGACGGGUGAUUAUUUGUUGAUGAUUCGAUGGUACUUUGAUAGGAAGCUACAGUUUGAUACGAACGUGAGUUUUGUGUUCGAAGAGGACCUUAUAAACAGAAAUUAA
This is a messenger RNA of Drosophila subobscura, 549 nucleotides long. RefSeq lists its product as uncharacterized. The record is from RefSeq and is a predicted model, not a curated record. Lineage: Eukaryota; Metazoa; Arthropoda; Insecta; Diptera; Drosophilidae. Bases 1 to 549 code for a protein of 182 amino acids. The transcript is spliced from 3 exons.